This is a messenger RNA of Truncatella angustata, 522 nucleotides long. RefSeq lists its product as uncharacterized. The transcript has a single exon. Lineage: Eukaryota; Fungi; Ascomycota; Sordariomycetes; Amphisphaeriales; Sporocadaceae. The coding region runs from base 1 to 522 and encodes 173 amino acids. The record is from RefSeq and is a predicted model, not a curated record.
AUGACAGCUGGCUAUGUCGAAAUGGUUGUCGACCAAACGGGAAACGUCGACUACCCGGUGGCAUGUCUCGGCCGCGAAUCCGAGGUGCAACUCAUCGCGGAUAUCUAUACCGUUACCGUCGCCAUACCUGACAAGAUGAAAGAUGCGAGACUGUGCAGGGCUUGCGGCGUCGCGGUCAGAAUGGAGAUCUUCGAGCCCCACCAUGCAAUCAAUUUCAUGAUCGAGUUUUGCUGGACGGACGAGAGCGGCACUCGGCAGCUAAAUUACUACGUUCCCAGUAUCUUUCUAGACGACUGCGGAAUUGGCACGAAAACAGGAAACGUGGACGAGUUGGAUGUCUUACUAGGCCUGCCAGGCACAGACGAAGGAAAAAAAAAAAAAAAAAAAAAAAAAAAAACCUGGCUCAGCAGGCAAUGGGCUGGGUACACCUCAAAGCCCAAGAAGCCCAGAAGGUGGAACCAAUCAAGUUAUGCAAAGAGAACUAGAGUCAUCUCGAAAAGAGCAUCGACGUGGUCUCCUUAA